CGUACAAGCGUCUAUUCGUUGAUGUAGGCGUUGCCAAGCGUGACGUUGACGUAUUUUUUAGUUUUUUCAUUUUAUUUUUAUUUGAUUAAAUGGCUAACAAUAAAACAAUUUUACUGCAAUUAGUAUUAAUUGUAUUGCUUGCUUGUUUUGUAGAAAAAGGAUUUUCAAUUAAAUGUUGGGUGUGCCGAUCUGAUUCUGAUCCAAAAUGUUCAGAUCCAUUUGAUAACACAACAAUUCCAAUUACUGAUUGCAGUAAAGAAAGAGAAUUAGAACAUUUACCUGGAAUCAGACCAACAAUGUGCAGAAAAGUUCGUCAAAAAGUUAAUGGAGUUUGGAGAUACUUUCGAAGUUGUGCAUACUUAGGUGAACCCGGUAUUCAAGGAGAUGAAAGAUUUUGCUUGAUGAGGACAGGUACAUAUAACAUCUUUAUGGAAUAUUGUACGUGCAAUAGUAAAGAUGGAUGUAAUUCAGCACCAGGAAUUCAACUUGAUAUAUAUCUUUUACUCACUAGAUUUAUUACAGCUAUUUUGACUUUCUCAUUUUCUAGAUUUUGAUGUAUUUUCUUAUUACAAUCAGUAAAUUUUCUGAUUGAAUCAUUAUGCUUCACCAGAUUAACUGAACUUUAUAAUGAAUACUUAGGAUUUGUAUACAAUUUUUUAAUUUAAUUUACGUGUUAUUUUAGUACAAAGAUCUGAAAUCAAAAUAUUUUUAAAAUAUUUUGUACUUUAUUUUGUACUCAAUUUUUUACAUGAAAGAGAAACAUAACUGCUGACAAGUCCGUCCACAAUAACUUAGAUUAGUCUAAGAUUAACCUAUAUAAAUUAUUAUAUAUAUCAUAAACAUAUUAUUAUAUAUCAUAAAGAUGGUCGAUUUUUUAAGGCUUUUGGCCAAAUUAAGAUUCAAAAAUGUUGUACAUAAAGUAGUACAUUACGAUUCAAAAGUACUCGUAAAUGCCACACGAGUCGAAAAUUUCUUUCCAAACAUGUACGGCCUUCUUUUAUACGACGUGGGAAAGUUCGAUUAUAAGCUUAGGUUUUUGACCAAGUGUGCGGGAAGGUCGCACUGCGCAUGGAAUGUUGAAAAUUUAUAAAAUUUUGUAUAAGAUUCUUUUUAUAAUUUUUAUUAAAGUUUUAU
Phymastichus coffea is the source of this 1134-nucleotide messenger RNA. RefSeq lists its product as uncharacterized. NCBI's taxonomy places the organism in Eukaryota, Metazoa, Arthropoda, Insecta, Hymenoptera, Eulophidae. The record is from RefSeq and is a predicted model, not a curated record. The transcript has 3 exons. The coding region runs from base 90 to 554 and encodes 154 amino acids. Gene Ontology annotation, biological process: regulation of synaptic transmission, cholinergic; positive regulation of voltage-gated potassium channel activity; sleep.